CAACGCGCACAAAAUACGCACAAACACAAUUUUUUUUUUCUUUCUGAACAACAUCAAAACAUGACGACCAUUGCCAUUAUCAAAAAGGCCCUCCUCGACCUUAACGAUCGAACCGGAUCCUCUCUUAUUGCACUCAACAAAUGGAUCAAAACCAACGAAAAGGUGCGUGAAAAAACGAAAGCUGUUGCUUGGUUUCCCUUCUUUCUAUACAGUUUUGAAUUUUCGGUUGGCAACACCGAACUUCAAAAACCGCACACUUUCCGUCGUUCCCUCCGAAAUGGUGAAGUCGAUUUCUCUGGACCCAAACUGAAUUGGACCAUGAAACUACUAGAUACUAGUAGCAAACUAACACCGCAAUGUCACUGCAAAGUUGCAGAUAUUGCAGUUGGUUUGGGUCGAUGCUGUGGCUGAUUAAACUUUCACAACACUUCUACGGAGUUUUACGUACAUCCAGUAGGCAGCGACGACACUGACCUCCUUCGGAUGCCCCAGACUCUCCUACCGUAUUACAAUUCCAUUUCCAAUUACUCACGUACACCUUCCCACAUGUUGCACUCUAUUGCAGAAGGAAAUUGCGAAGCACGUCAUGAGAGCUGCGCUUGCGAAGGGUGUAACCGACGGAGUCCUCGUCAAGGUGAAGGCAUCGUACAAGUUGUCCCCUGAAGCCAAGAAGGCCAUGACUGCAAAGCCAAAGGCCAAGAAGCCUGUCAAAAAGGCAGCGCCAGCCAAGAAGAAGGCAACUGCAACCAAGAAGAAGACCCCUGCCAAGAAGACCACGACGACCAAGAAGAAGGCCGCAUCUGCCAAGGCUAGCACCAAGAAGGUAGCGGCAACCAAGAAGAAGACCCCUGCCAAGAAGGCAACGGCAACCAAGGCCAAGAAGAAGGCAGCGCCUAAGAAGAAGAGCACCAAGAAGACCAAGAAGCAGUAGGCGUAUUGUUCUUUGGGGAUUUGUUCGUACGUACUAUUAUUUGUUUCAAUCAUCAGAAUCUGCCGUGACUGUGUCUUGUACGACGAUUCAUUAGAUCUAAGGUCAAAGGAUGAUGAAGACUAAGAUGCCAUACUAUUAGUCGAAUAAUUAUGAUUAAUUAUU
Pseudo-nitzschia multistriata is the source of this 1093-nucleotide messenger RNA. Lineage: Eukaryota; Bacillariophyta; Bacillariophyceae; Bacillariales; Bacillariaceae. The record is from the annotation of a GenBank genome assembly.